Botrytis fragariae is the source of this 466-nucleotide messenger RNA. Its product is annotated as putative 60s ribosomal protein l38 protein. Gene Ontology annotation, molecular function: structural constituent of ribosome. The record is from RefSeq and is a predicted model, not a curated record. The transcript is spliced from 4 exons. Gene Ontology annotation, biological process: translation; protein-RNA complex assembly. Lineage: Eukaryota; Fungi; Ascomycota; Leotiomycetes; Helotiales; Sclerotiniaceae. Gene Ontology annotation, cellular component: cytosolic large ribosomal subunit; ribosome. The coding region runs from base 39 to 290 and encodes 83 amino acids.
CCGUAUCUCACCAAUUUUCGACUAAUCAAUCCGUCAAAAUGCCUCGCGAAAUCACCGACAUCAAAUCCUUCUUGGAGAUUUGCAGACGCAAGGAUGCUUCUUCUGCCCGCAUAAAGAAGAACGUCGGAAAGACCAGCUCCAUCAAGAUCAAGGUCAGAUGCCAAAAGUACUUGUACACCCUUGUCCUUAAGGAUUUGGAGAAGGCCGAGAAGUUGAAGCAAAGUCUUCCACCUAACCUCACCAUCGCCGAUACCCCAAAGAAGAACCAAAAGGGAAAGAGAAUCGCAUAAAUGGCUGAAUAUUGGGAUUAGAUUAUGGAUUCAAGCAGUGGAUGAGACAAUACAAACAUUGAUUGCACAGUCAAGAUAUUUUGAGCAUGGUCGGCGUUUGCAAAAUUGCAAUGUGAUAUCCUACUUCGUUCUAUGAAAAUAAAUGGAGUAGAGUGCGAAAAUGAGAUAAGCUUUCG